CAACCACAAACAUCGCUCCGCUACGUGUUCGUGUUUUAUUUUAUACUCGUAUACUUGUAUUAUUAUUACCUACACUGUACAUAAAAAGUGGAAGAAGAAGCAAAAGAAGUUUAAUCAUCGCAUGUGCUCCGGUUUUUACGCAUUGGAACACUCGAGUGCGAAACGCAAGAAAGCUCGCGCGAAACUAAUUAAGACGUUCACCACGAAAAAAAUAAAAGCAUCGUGUCAAUAAUUCGAAUUCUAAUUAAGAAUAGAAUAAAGUGGUUAAAUAAAAUGUUUGUUAACUUUCAAAACUUUAUCAAACUUUAAUAAACCAACAAUAUUUGGAUUUAUCAAGUGAUUUUUGUGUGUUUCACAAGGAUAGAAACAAAUUUCAACGUUGAAUUUGAUUGAUCAUCGAAUAAUAAUAAAACAUGUCCUAACCUCAAUACAAUGGUGAUGUGCACGACGAUGGAUUCCGUGGUGGUCCCCCGGCCCCCGCCCAUAGCUGGCCUCCUCCCUCCCGAACCACCCUCCCAUCAAAACGCCAAACGUGUCCCAUCCACAUCCUCCGGCUUCCGUUUGCUAAACAAUGACGCCCAAGACGACACCGGAAGUGUCUACUCGGUGUACAAACAAAAAAUCGACCAAAUGUUUGAAUCAGACUCCUCCCACUCGACGAAGAAUAGCGUACAAGCGCGUAUCGAGAAAAUGUUCACAGAUGUCGCCAUUGACAAUGGUAUUCCUAUAAACGACAUCGGUGUGCAUCACUUUUCGGUUGAUUAUUUGGGUAGUAUUCCUCUGGGUGAAAAGGUCACCAGUUUAGCAGGUUUGCAAAGUCCUUUGAAGGAUUUAUACUUUGCAUAUCGGAAGAAAUCUGAAAGAAUUUCAAAGGUGCAAAGGGGAGGAUUAACCGGAAAACUUGAAAUUUCUGCACAUGGGUUAAAAGUGCAAUAUUUGGGUGAGAAAGGUGAUUUGGAGCAGUUGAAUUCAUUUCCUACUAUAGCUGUAUGGUCAGCUGUCAAAUUCGUCCUUCAGGAUGAUUUCAACUUUGCCUUUUUACCCCUAAUAACCGAUCCGGAUAAUUUAGACAAACAACAAUUGUUUAAAUCUUUAUCCACACAAGAAAAGAAAUAUAUCACAUUAGGAGACAGUCAUUCUCCUCUGUUUGCGGUGGUAAUGCGUAAAAUCGGGGUUCACAAACAAUUGGAAUGUCAUGGGUUUGUAUGUCAGACCUCCGAGGAUGCGAUUGUCAUUGCCGCAACACUGUACAAAUCCCUAAUGGCGCACAUGAAGGCCAAAGAAAAGAAGGUCCCCAAGAACCGUAAUGGCGUCACUUGUAUGUCCGUUGCAUCCUCAUCUUUCCACGACAACCUUUCACAUCCUGUUCGACCACCCAGGAAGAAACGCUCUUCGAGUGGUACCAUGGAGAGUGGGACUUCUUCCAUGAUGAGUGAUUUUGAUGUACUUGAUGGUGAUGCCGAUACGCAACCAUUGAUUAACAGCGGUAAUGGUCAUUCUGAUAUGCAGAAAGAAAAGAAGAAGGAUAAGAAGAGAGCACCGCAGAGGCCCAAUCAGGGACAUGAGGAUCUAGAUGCUAUAUUGCCUUAUGAAGAACCCAAUGAAGUGAAGGUUCCUCUGGGGGACAAAUGGAAUACGUUUAUUAGUAACCAUCAGAAGCAAAUAACAGCUGAGAUUAAGCAGGUUAUGAGUGAGAGUACUAAUAUGGGUCUGAAGAGGGUGAAGAGUUUGCGGAAACGGAAUGAAGAGUUGAAGAAAACAGACAACACCGGGGAUAUCCUCACGAAGGUUACGAUUCCAAGGAGUGGGAGUUUCCUCAACGCCGGAGGAUUGACUAGGUAUAAAUCUAAAGUGCAUAGACUAAAUGGUCAAGCAACUGGAGGUUCCCCAUUGGGUUUCAAUGAAUUGUUCAACGAAUUCCGUCUGCAGGAAGGUCUCCACUCCAUGGACGAAAUCCUAGGUGUAAUAAUCGAUCCUGAAGGGAUGUCCUUCAACGACCUCAAGCCAAUCUACAAGGAAUUCCUCCUGAAACUAUCUGUAACCCUCACAAAAGAUGAACUCUACCAACGAUCAAAGAGUAUCAUGCGUCGCCAAAAGAAGAAACUCCUUCGUCGCAAUUUUCCUCCACAAACACACAAGAAACGAGUUGUUUUGGGUUCGAAAUUCAAGAAACUCAAACAUGUUUUCCAGAAAAUCAAAAAGGCUCCUCUGCAUGACAAAGCAAUUGUUUUAGAAACGAAAAUCCCGGAGAGUUCCAUUUCGAGUAGUAGUUACGACACUCGACACUUCACACCCAAAGAACAUGUGACUCGUCAACGUAUGGGUCAUUCCAAACGGAGCAGUCGCAGAGAACUAAGACACAGCACCUCUGAAGAGAGUGAUUUUUUUAGUCUGCGACGCCGGAACCGCAACCACAAUCGUCACAGCUCUUCCGGCUAUGUAUCAUGUUCUGAAUGCAGUUUUGAUUCGGAUACGUGUACUUGUAUGUCUGCUGAUAAAUGCUACUGCUCGUUGGGACAUCACAAAGGCAAGUGUAAAGAGGGUCAGGGCCAUGCCCACGGUCACACACAUCACGACCAUGAUGAAGUAUCGCUGACAUGGUGUGGAUGUGAUACGGAUUCAUGCACGGAUAGUAAUAAGUGUUACUGCCCGAUUACAACACCAGCAUUGUCGCAUAAAGGACACGGCCAGGGUCAAAAUGCGACGAUUUUUGACCAGUUACGACAGAGAGGUUUUAUUCCAUCAAGCGAGAGUAAUACUGAUGAACCUUUGAACCGGAAGCUGUGUAAAAAGUACUCGAAUACUAAAAGUUCGAAGAGUUUAGAAUUCGUGCACAAUCCGACUGAUUAUCAACCUUUGGAUUAUGAAAAGCAUUUCUGUCAGCAGGAACAUAUCCAGCAGCAGGUUGCAAUGCAACGUAUGCAGACCCCAACGAGGAAUCAAAAGAAAUCACAGGAGAUUGCAGCGUUAUUCGCUGAUAUUAAAUUAUCAUCUCCUAGGUCGAAAUUGGUCGGGAGUACGCCGCGUGCGCAUUAUUCCCCAUCAGAUUAUUACAAACCGAAAAAUUUAAACCAACGCAUGAUUGCCAAUAGUCUCUACAGUGUUAAUCCCUAUGAGAAGGCAUUUGGGAGUGGUCCUAUGCCUGUUAAUCCUUUGGGAGCUGGAAAGAUUAAUAAUAAUCAUUUGUAUUCGACGAAAAAUGGUUUGUACACUAUACAAUCACAAAGUGAUGAUAGUAGCAACGGGAGGAAAGACUUUGCGAGAAGGAGUAUGAAUGGGCAGCAUGCUCAGCUAAGCAGGGAGAGGGAAUUUAAGGGCACGAAUGGAAUUCAAGGACAUCACGUCCAGCAAAUGGUUGCUAGAGUGCAAAAUUCUAGUUUAGAGAAUUCACUGGGAUAUCUACCUUAAGUAACCUUAACCUUAAGCAAGGUUAGUAAGCAAGGGUUAUGUUAUAUGUUUAAGGGUUGAUAUGAUUGUAUAUUGAGUGCUUUAUAUACUGGGUGUUCUGUAAACUUGAUUUUUAUGAUCAAAGCAUGAAAUUGUUGCGUUUUAAAUUGAUUUUUCGCAACACUCAGUACAUGUAGCCACACAAAGACUAGGGGUACUUUGUUGGGGAAACAUUUUUAUACCGGGUGCGCUGGUAAAUCUAGUUAACAUACGUAUUAACCUACAUUGUUCAUAAUUUCAUUAAGUUCUAGAUUUAAUUCACUCCUAAAACUCGAAAUUAUGCUUGUUUUUGUCAAUUAAAUGCAAAUUUAGUUAACAAAAGCAGCUGAUGUUGUUGGACGAGCUUAUUUUUAGUUGAUAUCUGUGGUUUUAGUUAGUUUUUGAGUGCAAUACAAGCAAUUUACGUGCAAUAUGUGUAAUGAUGUGCAAUAAUUUUAUAGUCGCUAUAUAUUUAGAAAUAAGCGCAUUAUUUAAUUAUAAUGUUUAGUUCAGAAAUGUAAAAUAAGGUUUAGUUUAUAUAAUUAACUAUGGAUAAGUGCAAUAUUUUAUUUUAUUUACGAUUUCUUUUUGUAUUGUUAAGACUGUUAGUCUGCAUGUUAUGAUUGAUUUUUAUAUAAACAUUUAUAAUGCAAUGAUCAAAUUUAUUUGUGUUAUAUGAACGGCGGUAAUAAAGAUAUUUUCAUUA
Dalotia coriaria is the source of this 4132-nucleotide messenger RNA. RefSeq lists its product as uncharacterized. The transcript has 4 exons. The record is from RefSeq and is a predicted model, not a curated record. NCBI's taxonomy places the organism in Eukaryota, Metazoa, Arthropoda, Insecta, Coleoptera, Staphylinidae. Bases 433 to 3408 code for a protein of 991 amino acids.